Messenger RNA from Closterium sp. NIES-67, 2771 nucleotides. Lineage: Eukaryota; Viridiplantae; Streptophyta; Zygnematophyceae; Desmidiales; Closteriaceae. The record is from the annotation of a GenBank genome assembly.
AACGGACGACGGUGACUGGGAUUCACUUGGGUCGUGGCGAUGACUAGCAGUGUUGGCGCUUCACCUCACUUAGCGUACUCGUUCCCGCUCGCCGCCUUCCUUAGCACCGCAGCGCGCGUCAACUGAAGCAGUGUUACUUCACCCUUGGUUAGACUAUCUAUGUCGGUCACGGGAAAGCCUAUGCACCUCACUUCGCGUACUCGUUCCCUCUCGCCGCCCUCGUUACUCCAUCGUAGGCGUCAAGUGAAUCACUAGUAGUUCACCAUCCUAGUCGUCCACGGAAAAACGGCAUGGAUGCUUUUUCUUAGUCCGCAAAAUCCUGGUUUCUGAAGGCGUUUACCAAAGUAGUAGUUGGCCUUACUCAAUCCUUAGACGCUAGCGCCGACUCUCAAGGGUACGCGCGGGAGUUCUCCAGUCCCAGAAACAAUUUGCAGCAUGAUAGAAGUUACCAAAACAAUUUGAGGCGCCUCAAAACAAUUUGCAGCAGUUCCCAUGAAGCUCGUUUCCUAAAAUCGUCGUGUGUUUGUAGACAAGUAAGAACGCGUUUCUCGCCGAAAAACCUGUAAUUCGCCGUAGGGCCCCUUCAGGGCUCAACAUGCUGCCAGCGGCGCCGAUUUUGCGCCUACAACGUGUGCCCCGGGUCUUAGACGCCGCAUCCAUGCCAGCACGUUGCGGUAAGAGCAUCUAAGGGUGAAGGGCUCGAACGAGACUCUCUCGCAACUCCUGCGCCCGGGCGAGUCUUUCUCGCACCGCUUCGGGAGAUUGGAUACAGUGGGCACGCUAGACGCUGGCUUCAGUGUGGUCGUUAGGGAUUAACACUAGGUCACCUAGUGAGUCACUUGAAACGCUGUGGGAUCGUUUCGUAUAAGCUCUCCUCGUCGUUUGGAGAUUGAAGGCCGUUUGUCCCUUUGUUCUUGGCGAACCGUGGCAAAACUCGCAAGAUGGCUCAACGGCCAUCGCAAACGUUCGCGGCGGAAAUGGAUGUUUCGGCAUCGGCUCUACCAAUCCAAAAGCGGCAAGCAAGGCGGCAUUUCAGCGUCCUCCGCAAUUUCCGCCGCAAUGACCGGAGUUGGAGCGCGCAAUUCUCGCGACGACACAAUCUAGGUUUCUUUCUAGUCGCGAUAGCUCAAGCUACCCUUGUAGUGCUGGUCGCUGCUUCGUUGCUGUGCGACGGCGUCGCAGCAGGAGCAGCCGCAGAGUCGCACGGUCAGAUUUGGUCGCACGUUGACUCCCUGUCAGCACUGUCGUCAUCGUCGCCCGUCGCGACCCUUUCGCCGGAAGCGACGCUCGCGUAUCUGCUCACUGGCGACAGGCGCACGCGACGGCUGCAGGCGAAAAAUAAGGCUUCGAAAGCGGCCGGCUGCGACUAUCGCAAGGGCAGCUGGGUGCACAUUUCCAAGAUACCCGGGUACCGGGUGCCAUACCCCCUAAACUGCUCGCAGCACUUCAGCUGCGCCAACGUGCCUGCUGGGAAGGAGCACCCCUCCAACUACGUCUGGGUGCCUGCGCCGCCCUGCAACUACUACACGUGGAAGUUCAACGGCAAGAGGUUUUUGAAGAAGAUGCGGAACACUGUGAUUGCGUUUGUGGGCGACUCGUUAAACGACAACCUGUACGAGGGGGUUGUGUGCUUGCUGCAGGCGACCACGCGGGUAGUGUUUAAGAAGGUGCAAAUAGGAAGCAGGCGGCUGGGGUCGUACUUUGUACCCAACUACAACCUCACCACACUCACUGUCAACAGCGGAUACCUGGUGCAGAGCCCACGAUAUACCAACCACAAGACAGCAGUCUACACGAUGAACCCCAAGUGGGCCACCUUGCUGCCGUACACCAACGCCAUUGUCUUCAAUGCCGGCCACUGGUUCUUCCACCCUCCUGCAGACCAGACCUCCCCCUGGUACCCGAUUCCAGUGAUGAGCAAAGCGCUGGUAACCGUGCGGGACUACUUCGCCAAAGCGAACUACAAGGGCACAGCGGUUUUCUUCACCUUCUCUCCAGUGCACGAGAAGGCGUUCUGCAACGUUGCUCGACCAUUCGACACGAACGUUAACUCGGACAAGACGCUCAUGAGCUUCAUACUCCCAGCCAUGAAGAAACAAGUGACAGUGAUGAAGCGGUCUACAAUGCGCGUGGCAGAGGUCACCUACAUGAGCGCCAUGAGGCCCGACGCCCACCUGGGGCUGAACGGGCGGGACUGCAGCCACUGGUGCCUGCCGGGAGUGCCUGACGCCUGGUCCGAUGUUCUGUACAACAUCUUGAUGGGAGUGAGGAGGAACUUUACAUGAGAAGCUUCAGCUGAGAACGAGGGGGAAAGGUAGGAAGCGGGGCUGCAGCCACUGGUGCCUGCCAGGUGUGCCUGAUGCAUCGGUACAACAUCUUGAUGAGGGGUAGGAGGAACUUCACAAGAAGGAAGGGGAGAGGAGGAAAGGGGUGGGAGACUGCACCCACUAGUGCCUGCAGGGUGCACCUAGCACUUGCUCCAGCGGGCUCUAUACAACAGAGUCCAGCUUGGAGGUAUUCCAGAUUGGAACUCUAUACACGGAAGCAACAGAUAGCAGCAGGCAGUUGUGCUGGUCAUGCGAGGGCAGAGCACUGGAGCCGGGUUUCCCAAUGAUGUCUAUAUAAUGCACAGGUUUAUCCUAAGCUUUGAGGUUGGCUGGAAAGCUUGGUGGAAUCCAUAGUCCGUGAUGCAUCAUUCACAGUGGUUGAUAGUACAGUGAUUCCGUCUUGUUUCUUUUCUUUCUGGUACAUAAUAAAGAUCCUGCUUGCAU